UCGCGUUGCAUCAUGGGUAUUGAUAUGUAAAGUUUGUUAUGGGUACAACCAAUAUUAUUUUAUAUUUUCAGACGCAUUGGCUUAUUUGAAAGUUUGAGUGAUCUGUCUUUGUGGAUUGAUUCCAAAUGGAUCGAGGCUCAAGUGAGAUUGUUCUUAUAGCUGGGAAUUCCCAUCCUGAUCUUGCCCAAAAAAUUGCAAGCCUACUUGGGGUCAGAGUUGGCAAUUGUUCUGUGUACCAUUCAUCAAAUAGAGAAACUGUUGUAGACAUAGGUGAAUCUGUUCGUGGAAGAGAUGUAUACAUCAUUCAGACUGGCUCCAAGGAUAUUAACAACAGUAUCAUGGAGUUACUGAUUAUGACAUAUGCAUGCAAGACUUCGAGUGCCCGAAAUAUUGUUGGAGUUAUUCCCUAUCUUCCUUAUAGCAAGCAAAGUAAAAUGAGGAAGAGGGGAUGUAUUGUUUCAAAACUUCUGGCAACCAUGAUGUCUAAAGCAGGUCUAACACAUAUCAUUACCAUGGAUUUACACCAAAAAGAGAUUCAGGGUUUCUUUAAUUUCCCUGUAGACAACUUAAGAGCUUCUCCUUUCCUUCUGCAGUAUAUUCAAGAAAGUAUCCCAGACUACAGAAAUGCUGUUAUUGUUGCUAGAAAUCCGGGCUCGGCUAAGAAGGCUACUUCAUAUGCUGAGAGACUUCGUCUUGGAAUUGCUGUUAUUCAUGGAGAGCAGAAAGAAUCUGAAUCUGAUGAGGUUGAUGGCAGAAAUUCUCCUCCUGUAGUACCUUCUUCUAGAACAAUGGAUGUUGGUCUUGACCUAAUGCCAGGCCAGCCUUGUAAAAAUGACUGUGAUGGCAGCAGAAUGGUUGUUCCUGCAGCAAAGGAAAAACCCCCAAUCAAUGUGGUUGGAGAUGUGGGUGGACGAAUUGCAAUCAUGGUGGAUGACUUGAUUGAUGAUGUAGAAUCAUUUGUGGCAGCAGCUGAAUUGUUGAAAGAGCGUGGGGCUUAUAAAAUUUAUGUACUUGCCACUCAUGGCAUUUUAUCAAGUGAAGCACCUCGGUUGAUUGAAGACUCGGCUAUUGAUGAGGUUGUGGUAACUAACAGUAUUCCUCAUGAAGUACAAAAAAUGCAGUGUCACAAGAUCAAGACAGUGGAUAUCAGCAUUCUUCUUGCCGAAGCCAUUCGAAGAAUUCAUAAUAAGGAGUCUAUGUCCUAUUUGUUCCGUAACGUGACCUUAGAAGAUUAGAACACUUUCAGUAUAUUUUAAAUUUUCAAAAUUUACUCUUAACUGCAUUGGAACAAAACCAAUCAAAAGCUUUUAUCAAAAAGGAACUGGAAAUAUUGAAGACCAUGUAACAUUUGUAUGAUAACAUUAGUUAAUAGUGGUCAAGGUCUAUUUAAAGGUAUGCUAAGAAGUAUCUAUCUUUUAAAAAAAAAUCUAACAAGUAAGGUUUUUUCUUUUAUAUUAUUAAGAAGAUUAUAUACUGAUAUUUCUAUCACUUUGUUAUUACCGUACCUAAGUAAAAGUUUUUCAUUUCACUUUUUUGUCCUAACAUAGAAAAGCUUAUUAAGUAUAAAGGCAUACUUUUGAGUGGAACAAAGAGUUUCAGAAAUAUACAUAUUUUGGAAAGGUCAAACAGUAAAAUAUUAAAGAUAACUGUAUGUAAAACAUGGGCAUUCAUUGCUGUGAACUGAAAUGAAAAUAGAUUUGAUUGAGUGUAAAUGUAUGUUUAAGAACAGUUGUUAAAAUGCUACAGUACUUUAGAUGCCAGUUUGAUUUGAAUGUGAAAUUGAGUAUGUAACAUUGUUAGAAUCUUAAAAAAAUAUCUUAUGAAAGUUUUUCUAAUUUGCUUUAGACUUUAUGCUGUAGGUCUUCAUAGUGGAAUUUUAGCUAUAAAACUAAUAUUCUAUAAUCUAUAUAUUUCUGUUGUAAUGAGAUUUAAAUUAGGCAUUGUUGUUAUUAUUUUCUGUUUAAUAUGAAGUUUUUUAAGGGUACUGAAUAUGUAUUGAAUGAAUGUGCUAACAUGUUAUCCUUUAUGGAUAAAUGUUGUUAAAAGUAGUAAUUCACAUUGAUUUUUUUAUAACUUUGGUGUGUUAGAUCCCAAAACAAUUUUAUAAUAAUCAUAGAAAUUGUACAUAGAAUAUUAAAUACUAUAUUAAGAUCAUUUUGAAUAAUAGUUAAUAACAUAUAUCAAACUAAAAUGUUUCUUAGGUCAUAUAUAUACAUUUUGAAAGUUGUUAAAAAUUCAACAAAUUUUAAAUGAUACUCUACAAACUAGUAAGAAUAGUCACAUUUGAAAUACUUUUUUUAGAAAGCAUACUAUAUGAUUUUAGCCAUAAGGAUUUUAUGCCAUAUCCAAAGAUUUGAGGGAAAAAUUGCUUAGUUUUAAAACUACUGAUGAUUGUUUUUGUUCCAUUAACCUUUUUCACUACAAAGUAAUCUCCCCUGGUUCUAGAUUAUCUAGAAGCCUUGUCAUAACCAUAUAAACUAAACAGAAACAGUUGGUACCACUAUAUUUUUGAAUAAUAUCAAUAAUUGUUUUUCUUUAGUAAAUACAAAGUAUUUUAUAUUAACAAGAGUAGCCUAUAAACUUUCUUAAUGUGUUGUUCUUUUUUCUAGCUUUCUUUUUAUGCUUUUAAUAUAGUUUAUAUAGAAACAAAUAUAAACAGAAAUUGUUAUAAUUUUUGAAGCUUGUGUACUUUUAAGUAUUUUUUAAGAUCCAAAAAGAUGACAAAAAAUCAUACUCGGAUAACCAGUUGCUUUUAAUUUGUAAUCUGUUUGGAGCUUUUAAAUUACUUGUUAAGCUGCCUUACAACAAAAUCUAUUUUUCUCCUUCUGUGGUUUCUUGAUUUAAAUGUACGCUGUUGUAUUGAAAGGAACACUUAGUAAGCCAUUUCUUAUAUUUACUUAAGGCCUUAAUGUUAAAAAUGAUCAUAACUUUUGAAAGAACAAUUCAGAUCACUAACAAACAAUAUGAUUAGUACUGUAUUGUAGAAAUAAUGUCUCAUUUACACUACAAAUUGCCUUGAGUUAUGGGGUAAUAUCGGUAUAUGUUUUUUUGUAUAACAAGUAGCUGCUUUGUUGAUUGUAGGGUAGAAUCCAUUUAAGCUAAGGUUAUGUACUAAAUGAACUUAGCACUAGAUGUAAGUAAAGUACAAAUUGAUUUGGUUGCUUGGUAAAACAAUUUUUCCUAAUUCUAAAGUUGGUAAAAUUGGAAUUUUUAUGUUAGUGAAUAUGUGUGUACUUGAUAGGAAGAAAUAAACUGUUUGCAUUUGUGUAUCUAAGUGUUGUAUUUGUAAUAAAAUGUUUUUUAGCACCCA
Molecule: messenger RNA, 3310 nt
Organism: Limulus polyphemus (Atlantic horseshoe crab)
Lineage: Eukaryota; Metazoa; Arthropoda; Merostomata; Xiphosura; Limulidae
Product: phosphoribosyl pyrophosphate synthase-associated protein 2-like
Exons: 11
Coding region: 126-1235 (369 amino acids)
Biological process (GO): 5-phosphoribose 1-diphosphate biosynthetic process; purine nucleotide biosynthetic process
Cellular component (GO): cytoplasm; ribose phosphate diphosphokinase complex
Molecular function (GO): magnesium ion binding; ribose phosphate diphosphokinase activity
Source: RefSeq, a predicted model, not a curated record